Physeter macrocephalus (sperm whale) is the source of this 1686-nucleotide messenger RNA. It is a transcript of the gene GPR17, whose product is annotated as G protein-coupled receptor 17. NCBI's taxonomy places the organism in Eukaryota, Metazoa, Chordata, Mammalia, Artiodactyla, Physeteridae. Gene Ontology annotation, biological process: positive regulation of Rho protein signal transduction; phospholipase C-activating G protein-coupled receptor signaling pathway. Gene Ontology annotation, molecular function: G protein-coupled receptor activity. Gene Ontology annotation, cellular component: plasma membrane. The record is from RefSeq and is a predicted model, not a curated record.
AUGGUGAUUCGGCUCCCGUGUUACCGGAUGCAUCACUUUGGGAAAGACGGGGAGAGCCAAGCUCUGCUGGAGCCGUCACAGGAGCUGCCACUGUCAACAUCCAGACACCCCGCAGACCCCCAGACUCCCAGGAGGAGCCGUGGGGCAGUGGGGCUCAGGGGCCCCAUGCACCCUGCCCCUCAGACAGCACAGGGAAAGGGACAGAAAACGUGGGGCUCCUCCCUCUGCCCUCGCACCCCCCAGAGCCUCAGACAGACGGGUCACCACGCUCUCCCCGUGGUGCUGACUCCAUCCCCCAGGCCUGCGAGGUGGCCUUCCGGGUCACCAGGGUCCAGCCAGGGCCUUCACAUGCCCCGUAGGGACAUGGCUGCACAGUGGGGAGCCGGCCCCAGCAGCAGCUUAGCACCCAGUCCCUGGUUUUGGUUUUGCUCCCUGCUGAAGUUCAGAGAGCCUGUGACGCCUGCCCACCCCCAGAUGGACCCAGGAGGUGUCCUCGGUGGCCCCCGAGGCAAUGCCGAGCAUGGAACAGGGUCGGGGUCGGCAGGUACCGCAGGCUUCCGAGGGCUCACGUCUGCAGAGGGUGACGCCCUGCCGGUCGCAGGCUCUCCGGGGCCUGUCUGCUUGUUCCCUCCAGGCUCAGCCCCGGGCUCGACCUCCAGCCAAAGCAUGAGCGGCCUCGAGGUGGCUUCCCCAGGCCUGAUGGCCAACUCCUCCCUGGCCCCCACGGAGCAAUGUGGCCAAGAGACGCCACUGGAGAACGUCCUCUUUGCCUCCUUCUACCUCCUGGAUUUCAUCCUGGCUUUUGUUGGCAACUCCCUGGCCCUGUGGCUCUUCGUCCGGGACCACAAGUCCGGCACCCCUGCCAACGUGUUCCUGAUGCACCUGGCCGUGGCCGACCUGUCCUGCGUGCUGGUCCUGCCCACCCGCCUCGUCUACCACUUCUCAGGGAGCCACUGGCCGUUUGGGGAGAUCCCGUGCCGGCUCACCGGCUUCCUCUUCUACCUCAACAUGUACGCCAGCAUCUACUUUCUCACCUGCAUCAGCGCUGACCGCUUCCUGGCCAUCGUGCACCCCGUCAAGUCCCUCAAGCUCCGCAGGCCCCUCCACGCCCACCUGGCGUGCGCCUUCCUCUGGGUGAUGGUGGCCGUGGCCAUGGCCCCGCUGCUGGCGAGCCCGCAGACGGUGCGGACCAACCGCACGGUGGUCUGCCUGCAGCUGUACCGGGAGAAGGCCUCCCGGCACGCCUUUGCGUCUCUGGCCGUGGCCUUCACCUUCCCGUUCGUCACCACGGUCACCUGCUACCUGCUCAUCAUCCGCAGCCUGCGGCAGGGCCCCCGCGUGGAGCGGCGCCUCAAGAACAAGGCGGUGCGCAUGAUCGCCGCGGUGCUGGCCAUCUUCCUCGUCUGCUUCGUGCCCUACCACGUGCACCGCUCCGUCUACGUGCUGCGCUACCGCGGCCACCGCGCCUCGUGCGCCGCGCAGCGCGCGCUGGCGCUCGGCAACCGCAUCACGUCCUGCCUCAGCAGCCUCAACGGCGCCCUCGACCCCGUCAUGUACUUCUUCGUGGCCGAGAAGUUCCGAGACGCCCUGUGCAGCCUGCUGUGUGGCAAGAGGCUCCCGGGGCCGCCCCCCAGCGCCGACGGGAAGACCAACGAGAGCUCGCUGAGCGCCAGGUCGGAGCUGUGA